AUGAGCGACGACGAGCCCCAGCUUGUGCGACCGAUUCCCCGUCGACCAUUCAACCUAAAUUUCACGAGUGCGACACCCCCCGACGAUGACCUUGCGGAUCACGAUGAGCCUUCUCAGGAUAGCUUUGGUUCCGGCCUUGACUUUUCAAGCUCGAGAUUCUUGCACCCAAGCUUUGACCGGUCCGAAUCUACAGCAUCGCUCAGCCGCCCGCAGUCCCUCCUGAAUUUGACUUCAUCGACCUUGAUGGGAAUAUAUUCAGAGGCAGCGUCCAACACUAGAGAUCGCCUCUUCAAUGGUUACGAUGAGUCAGAUACGCCAUGGGGGACUGGUGCACGUACUCCUAUCAGACGUCCCAGCAUCGACGAAGCGACUUACGAGCUGAUGCGCGACCGCUCCCACGUUCCCAGGCGAAUAUCUUCUUUUGGGCCCUAUGCGCAGGUUGAACAGGCUGUAUCGCAUUCCGCUCUUGGCUCCGUUACGUCCCUCACACUUCGUGGCACGCUGUUGUUUGUACUCGGCUUGGGCUACGGCGCCCUCGUCACGCGUCUCCACAACGAGCAGAACCAAUUGCCCCCGAUGCCUGACGACAGCAUUCUAAAACCCGGAAAUAAUUGGAAAUACCUCACCUUCUGGGGUGUAGCUGGCAUUGGAUUGGGCUCCUUACUGCCAUGGUUCGACAAGCUGUGGGAGGACACCUUUGGCAACGAAGGCGACGACAGUGUUGUUGACAAAGGAGCUAGCCCGGGCACGGACUGGGCUUUAGUAAUGCGAGCUAUUGGCGCAUUUGUUGGCAUCAUUUUUGCCAUUCGCAAGCUAGCAUGGGUAUCUACCCUUCAAGUGUCAGCGACACUGGCAUUGGUCAACCCCCUUUUAUGGUGGCUCAUAGAUCGCAGUAAGCCUGGAUUCGUGCUGUCUGCUGCAGUUGGCUUGACCGGCUCGAUUCUCCUUCUCGGUGUUGAUCCUGAGAUAAUGCCUGCGCCAUCAGGAUUGCCUAGCCGUAAUUCUUCAAAUCCUUUUAACAGCGACCCCCUUGCAUUGGGUGGCUUAGCCACGCAAGAAACGGUUGAAACGGGGGUGUGGAUGCUCAGCGUGCUAUUCUGCAGCUGCCUCUGCUUUGGCAAUAUUGGUCGCAGGCUGACGUGGAACAGAUCGAGCGGAAGAUGGGGCGGAAUCCGAUAG
This is a messenger RNA of Metarhizium brunneum ARSEF 3297, 1179 nucleotides long. RefSeq lists its product as uncharacterized. Gene Ontology annotation, cellular component: endoplasmic reticulum. The record is from RefSeq and is a predicted model, not a curated record. Gene Ontology annotation, biological process: sterol biosynthetic process. NCBI's taxonomy places the organism in Eukaryota, Fungi, Ascomycota, Sordariomycetes, Hypocreales, Clavicipitaceae.